AUGUUCAUAGCUUUGUCCGCUCUAUUCGGCUUUGUGACAUUAUUGCGACUUUCAUACAAUCCGCCUCUGGAUGAUUCUAAUUCGCACUUCGACGGUCUGUCCGGGAAGCAAGUGGACGUGGACUGGUCUCGAUUUGCAUACACCCAAUAUGCUACCGACAGAUCUUAUCUGUGCAACUCACUCAUGAUUUUCGAGGCUCUUCAUCGCCUUGGAAGCAAAGCCGAUCGCGUGUUGAUGUACCCAUACGAUUUCCUCUUGUCUGAGAACGAUAGUUCGCCGGAAGCUCGUUUACUUCGCUUCGCAAGGGACGAAUAUGCAGUCAAACUCAAGCCAAUCAAAGUAAUGAUGAAGGGUGGGGGAGGUGCACCGUGGUCAUCGAGCUACACGAAACUCCUCGCUUUUAAUCAAACGGAAUAUGAUCGGGUUCUUAACUUGGAUUCCGAUGCAACCCUUCUGCAGGCUAUGGACGAGCUGUUCCUGCUUCCACCUGGCUCGGUCGCCAUGCCACGGGCCUACUGGUUAGAUCCAAAGGAUCGAGUCUUUACGUCUGGACUAAUGCUCAUCCAACCGUCUGCGGUUGAGUUCGAUCGCGUAAUGGAUGAAGUUUCCAAGGCUACUUCUGACGUAUACGACAUGGAGAUUAUGAACAAGUUAUAUGGAGUUAGUGCGCUUGUCGUACCGCACCGUCCUUAUACUCUUUUGACUGGAGAGUUCCGCUCCAAUAAUCAUGAAGCCUAUCUGGGUAAUACAGACGAACUGUGGGAUGCUGAGAAAAUCCUCAAAGACGCUAAAUAUCUACAUUUCUCCGACUGGCCAGUUCCUAAGCCAUGGGUUGCAGCUACUCGUGAUGUGAUCAACAAAACGCAGCCUCCUUGUGAGAUAAAUCCUGCAACUAGUCAACAAGAUGACUGCCGUCUCCGAGAAAUCUGGUUAGGGAUAUACAAGGACUUCAUGGCCAGGCGACUUGGUGUAUGUGGCACUGCUCUUCGAAAAGAAUCUUCAUGA
This is a messenger RNA of Penicillium psychrosexuale, 1005 nucleotides long. Its product is annotated as CAZyme family GT8. Gene Ontology annotation, molecular function: glycosyltransferase activity. The record is from RefSeq and is a predicted model, not a curated record. Lineage: Eukaryota; Fungi; Ascomycota; Eurotiomycetes; Eurotiales; Aspergillaceae. The coding region runs from base 1 to 1005 and encodes 334 amino acids. The transcript is spliced from 5 exons.